Durusdinium trenchii is the source of this 533-nucleotide messenger RNA. The record is from the annotation of a GenBank genome assembly. Lineage: Eukaryota; Dinophyceae; Suessiales; Symbiodiniaceae.
AUGGAAGUUGAGUCUUUCCGCAUCCAAUUCCGCAAGGCACUAGUUGCUGUGAUCUAUGACUCAUACCAGUACGUGCCAGAGGGCUGCAGCCUGCGCAAGAUUCUCCCACGCACACUGGCAUACCUUUCAGAAGACAAGACAGGGAGGGAUGCUGAUCAUGGCUAUUCCCAGGUGGAAGAAUGGCUAUCGCAAAGCGGUGUGGCAGGGGAUGUCAGUGCAAACAACCAAGCUGGUCAAGAUCAGGAAACGUGGCAAAGAAUUUUGCUCGAUAUACUGGAUGCGAGGGAGCUAUCGUAUUCGGAGCUCAACAGGAAGCGGAAGCAGCUUACUUUUUCUGCCUUCCGUGAUUCAUCACUCAUUUCCAAGAGUGUUGCCCUGGAAACUCUUGUGGCACCCAACGUGCGCUGCCAGCACCGUUUGUUUCAGCGGACUGAAAUCAUUGCAGAACUCCUGAACUCACGAAGAAGUGCCCUGGCCCUGUCUGUUACAGAUCAGAUUAGCUCCAAUUUUAACUUUGACUCUGACUGUCAAUU